UCUGCUUAUAUAGGGGAGAAACCUGCUCUUCUGUUCCUCAAGUGCUUUCUUUGGAAAUUAAGAUCCUUCUUUUAUAGCAAAAAGGCUAUGUCCUGGGCUUGAAGUCUGGUGCAAGGUCUUGGGGAGCCGGGAAGAGUCAGGGUUGGUGAGGCCCUAGACAGCCGGACCCCGCUGAGCCCUAGCGCCGGUGGGCCGUGGCCACGGGAGAUGCCAUCAGGCCAAGGGGAGGCUCCAGCAUCUGCACUUGGGUCUUGGAGGUUGUUCCUGGAAGACCUUUACACAGCUUUCUGGCCUCUCCUCUUCACUCCACAUUUUGCCAGGAUCCCUGGAGGAGAAAUGACUUCCUUUCCAUGUUCCAUGAAGUGACUUUGUCACAAGCAACUCUUGCCAGCCCUCCUCCCCAUCUCCAAUGCCCCCAGGGCUCACAGGACCAAGGUCCCCCAUGGCCUGUCUAUCCCUGGUGUACCAGGCGCCAUCACUGUGUGAACUUGUAUUUGAGCGUGGUGUGUAUGGGGGACUUGUCCUCGCUGUGUCAGUUCUCCAGGAAGUACACAGCGAGAUGGGUCAGUUGGGGUGUAUUUCUACGGAUAAUGAAGAUGAAAACAAUGAGUCUUCGUACGUCAGCCAGGAUCUGCCCCACCGGACUCGUGGGACACGUUGCAGCCUCUGCCUCCAUUCCCGAUCCAGGUGGACAGGCCCAAUUCUACCUCCAGGAGCAUCUGACUUCUAAUCUAUUCAUGGGUUCAUUAAGACCCUGGUUGAGCACGUGUGUGUCAAGCCCUGCACGAGACACUGGACGUGGUCAUGGAAAGGUGCCGUGUGCAUAGUCCCUGCUUUCUGGGAACCUGUCGUUCUCUUCCUGCCUUUUGUGUAGGGCUGGAUUUUUCCUUUGUCCCUCCAGAGCCCACCAACCCUGUUAUGUGGCCCAGAAGACCAGCCUCUUCCCCUGUCAUCUUCUGAGAUCUCUGCUUUUCGCUGGGCUUGGUCCGUAGCAGGGUGGAGAGAGGCUGAGCUUUCCUGCCUGUGCACUCUCUCAGAGACAUUCGCUCCCCCUCUGGAGCCUCUGGUUCUGUCGGCAGCCCCUCUCCACAGCCAGAGCCCUGAGUUCUGGUAAGUGUCCCCGUCUCCCGGUCCCCAACAGGCUUAGAGGUGAUAAGGGCCUCUGCUUGUCGCUUAUCUCCGGGGUUUUGCUACAGGUUGUUGGUCUCCUUAAUCCUGUCCUGGCUUUUCUAGAUAGUCUGUCAACUUAAGUAUUUUCGGCGACCCCUUUGAGUGCAUCAUCUCUUUCCCUGGGACCCUGACUAAUGCGAGCAUGGCAAUCCCUCCUAUGGCUACUGCUUUGCAGAUUGUCCAUAAAUUCUGACCAAAACAAUAAAUAAAUUUGAUCCAAAGACAAAAACACUGAAGCAACGAAAUACGCUUAGGAGAAAGUAAAACUACAGGCCAGGAGUAGUAGCUCAUGCCUGUAAUCCUAGCACUCUGGGAGACCCAGAUGGGAGGAUCACUUGAGGUCAGGAGUUCGA
Messenger RNA from Lemur catta (Ring-tailed lemur), 1523 nucleotides. RefSeq lists its product as uncharacterized. Lineage: Eukaryota; Metazoa; Chordata; Mammalia; Primates; Lemuridae. The record is from RefSeq and is a predicted model, not a curated record. The transcript is spliced from 4 exons. Bases 410 to 730 code for a protein of 106 amino acids.